AUGGCUUCUGAUAAGUACCUAAAAAUCGAUCGCGGUUCUUUCCCUUAUGUGUUUAUGCAACACAAGGAUAUUCCUUUGCAGACAUAUGACACCGGCUUCCUUCGUUGCAACAUAUAUCUACCCAACGAUGCAGCGCCCUUCGGCAACAAGAAAUAUCCAGUCAUUGCGACCUACGGCCCAUACGGGAAAGACGUCCCCUACAAAGUCUUCUUUCCCAAAUCCUGGGAUCAACUCAACCCAGUUAUGAAAUCCGAGCACGCAGCCUGGGAAACUCCAGACCCUGGAUAUUGGACCUCAAAGGGCUACAAUGUUGUACGAGUGGAUGAACGUGGAGCUGGCCAAAGUCCCGGGGAGCUUGAUACUAUGUCUCGCGGUACCAGCGAGGCCUUUUUUGACGUGAUUGAGUGGUGUGCAGAGCAAGAGUGGUCAUCUGGGAAAGUAGGACUAUUGGGUAUUAGUUACUACGCCGGGACGCAGUGGAGGGUUGCUGCAAGGCGGCCGAAGGGGCUGGCAGCUAUUAUUCCGUGGGAGGGUAUGAGCGAUUAUUAUCGUGAUCGCGUGAGGCACGGUGGUAUCCUAUCUGACAAGUUCAUCAAAUUCUGGUGGGAGAACGCCGUUGAUAAAAACCAGUACGGAAAGCCUGGUCGUGCAGCUAAAAACUGGGGCCUCGAUACUUUAGAUGGAGAUCUAGACGAGAAGACCUUGAUCACGAACCGACGAAAUCAGAUGGAAGACACGGCUUCUCACCGAUUCCUAGACGAGGAAUACUACGCCAGUCGCAACUUCGAAGUCGAGGACAUCGAGGUCCCGCUACUCAGUGUAGCAAACUGGGGAGGAAUUCUUCUCCAUCUUCGUGGUAAUGUCCUCGGAUGGAUGCGCGCCUCCUCUCAGUAUAAGUUCCUCCAUUUCAUCGUCGGUCGACACGAUUUGCCAUUCUACUAUGACCAUUCCGCCAAGUUACAGCAGUCAUUCUUCGAUGCUUUCCUGAAGGAUAAUGACUAUGAUGGCUGGAAGAGUGGUGAACAGCCGCGAGUCAAGCUAUGCUUAAGGAAGGGAGACUGCGGUGUCGAUGAUCCGGAGCGGGAGCUUGCUUUCCCAACGCGCGGUGAAGCGGAUUGGCCGAUUCCUGACACAAAGUAUACAAAAUUCUUCUUAAACGGAAGUAACGAGCUAUCUGAAUCGCCAAAAGGUGAGAAGAAAACCUUUUCGUAUGAUGCAUUGGCCGGUGAGCCAGUGUGGUUCCGCUAUACGGUUCCCAACACGCUAGAGUUGACUGGUCACAUACUCGCACACUUAAACAUAUCGUCAUCUAGCAAGAAUGGGAAGACACCCACGGACAUCGACCUCUUUGUUACUCUCCGAAAGCUCGCGAAAGAUAGCUCUGAGAUCUAUUACACCGGCACAAUGGGCGACCCGGUCCCGCUCGUCAAGGGUUGGCAGCGAGUAUCUUUGCGGAAGACUGAUCCUUCGAACUCUCUCCAUCGUCCGUACUUACCAUACCGGAAUUAUCGCGGGUCGGAGGUGCAGGAGGUAAAGGUGGGUGAGUUGUACGAAGUUGAUGUAGAGGUUUGGCCGACAAAUGUCGUGUUGGAGGAGGGAGAGACCUUGGUGUUUGAGGUGGCUGGACACGAUACUCAGGGUGUGGGUCACUUUUCGCAUGGUCAUACUGAAGACAGGAAAUUAGAAGUCUUUGAUGGCUUGAACAACGUUCAUGUUGGAGGCGAUGAUAGCUGGUUGCUUCUGCCAAUUAUUCCAGAGAGGUCAUAG
This is a messenger RNA of Didymosphaeria variabile, 1767 nucleotides long. RefSeq lists its product as uncharacterized. The transcript is spliced from 4 exons. Gene Ontology annotation, molecular function: dipeptidyl-peptidase activity. The coding region runs from base 1 to 1767 and encodes 588 amino acids. NCBI's taxonomy places the organism in Eukaryota, Fungi, Ascomycota, Dothideomycetes, Pleosporales, Didymosphaeriaceae. The record is from RefSeq and is a predicted model, not a curated record.